AUGGCGAUGUCAGGGAGAACACAGGGCAUAGCAAUGGCGACAAACUUCAUGAAAUCCCUAGUAAUCCAAAGAUCCUCCACUCUUCCUUCCAGCUCACGAUGCCUCAGCGACGCCGUUAGCAGCGAGGUUGUCACCUCCCACACCGCCAAAUGGAUGCAGGAUACAAGCAAAAAAUCUCCAAUGGAAUUAAUCAAUGAAGUUCCACCCAUCAAAGUUGAAGGUCGGAUUGUUGCUUGUGAAGGAGACAAUGAUCCUGCACUUGGACAUCCAAUUGAGUUCAUAUGCCUUGACCUGGAUGAGCCGGCAGUAUGCAAGUACUGUGGUCUACGUUAUGUGCAAGAUCAUCACCAAAUCCAUUACCCACCACGACAUUAUGUUGUUGUCCUGGUUGACGUGAUUGAGAUUGCCUCUGUCACAAUUGGUUUUAAGAAGUAUCUUGUCGAUUAUGAAUAUUUGCCUCCGUGA
This is a messenger RNA of Fraxinus pennsylvanica, 465 nucleotides long. The record is from the annotation of a GenBank genome assembly. NCBI's taxonomy places the organism in Eukaryota, Viridiplantae, Streptophyta, Magnoliopsida, Lamiales, Oleaceae.